Anopheles arabiensis is the source of this 2911-nucleotide messenger RNA. RefSeq names its product keratin, type I cytoskeletal 10. The transcript has 4 exons. Bases 194 to 2227 code for a protein of 677 amino acids. Lineage: Eukaryota; Metazoa; Arthropoda; Insecta; Diptera; Culicidae. The record is from RefSeq and is a predicted model, not a curated record.
CCACACUGACGCAGACGCAGAGAAAAUAGACACAAAAAAACGUAACACAAGCAAGCAGCGAAACGGUUUUGGUUUCGGCAUCGUAAAGAGGGAAACAAAUCGUUCGCCGUUGUUGGUGCCCAAACUUAAUUUCGUCCGUUUUUUUCCGUGUGUGUGAUUUUAAGUUUUCCAAGCCCUGCCCCAGACAGCGACAAUGAGCGGUACCGUGAUGCUGUUUGCCUGCUCCAAAUGCUUCUCACGCCAUCCGUUCGAGGAGUUGUCCCCGGGCCAGCAGCUUUGCAAGGACUGCCGAGGAUCGUUUCCGGUGGUGAAAUGUACCUACUGCCGCUCGGAGUUCCAGCAAACGUCCAAGGGAAGCACGUCAGCGAUCUGCCGAAAGUGUGAGGCCAACGUGAAGCAGUAUGGAAAGCCGUCCGCCUGCGAGCUGUGCAACAUCAUUGCCGCAUUCAUCGGAUCCAAAUGCCAAAGGUGUACAAACUCCGAGUUAAAAUAUGGACCAGCAGUAACGUGCGAUCAGUGCAAACAGCGAUGCGCCUUUAAUAGGCCCGAUUAUAAGGUUGAUGGCAAGCUGCUUUGCUGGCUGUGCACGCUGUCCUACAAACGUGCGCUCACGAAAGCCCGCCAGGUAGAGAACGAACGCCGAAGGGCCAAAAAGCGCGCGGCAGAAGGAUCUUUCCCGCCCCCACUGGGCGGAAGCGGUGCGACCGGUGGCAGCAAUGAUCGGCGCGACCGAAUGCACGGCGACAAGAUGAGCAACAGCGGUGGCGGACAGGGCAACAGUGGAGGGGGAGGAGGAGGAGGAGGAGCGAUGAAUCUACCGGGCGGCGGUGGAGGUAUGUCCAGCUUGCCACCGCUCGGCGAUCUGAACAUGAGCCUCGGACCGAUGGGUGGCGUCGGGUCUGCCGGUGGCACCGGAGUCGAUCGCAUAGACAGCGGUGGUCCUGGAGGCGGUGGUGGUGGUGGUGGUGGUGGUGGCGGCGGCGGUCCUGGAGGUACUGGCGGUGGCGCCCGGAACGAUAACGGCAGGCACGCGUCCUCGAACAAGAAACCGCGCGCCGAUACGGGUAAAAUGGUACCGGAGAUGCCGACCGACAAGCUGCUGAUGAAGAGUGCCAACAGUGGCAACAGCGGCGGCGGCGGCGGAGGCGGCAGUGGCGGCGGGUACGUGGAUCCCCACAGCUCCGACCAUGUGAUCGCGAUGACGCAGCUGAAGGAGACGAUAGCGACGCUGCAGCGAAAGCUGAAGCAGAAGGACAGCGUCAUACUGGAGAAGGAGAAGGAGAUCAGUGCCUGGAAGGGGAAACACUUUCACCUCGAGCAGGAAUUGAUGAAGAAGUAUAAAGACAUGGAGAAGAACUACGAGUUCAAGGUGGACGUGCUCAACAAGAAGCUCAAGGCGCAGCUGCUCGAAAUAGCGGCCCUCUCGAAGGCGGUGAAGGAGCGGGACGACAGCAAAAAGAAGAAGGUGGUCACCUAUCUGGCGACGACCAAGCUGAGCAAGGUCAGCAAAUCGUCGGGCGAUUCCAAGGACAGCUCGGACAGGGAGAAAUCCUCCUCGACGAUCGGUCGUAGCGGUGGCGGCGGUGGUGGUGGUGGAGGUGGUGGCGGCGGUGGUCGCAACCGGAUGCUUGACGAUGACGAUGAGGAGGAAGAAGAGAACGGUAGCAACAAGGAGGACAAGGAGAACGACAGCGAGAAGGGUUCGGAUAAGGGUGGGUCCGGGCGGAACACGCCGCGCGACAGUGGCAAGGACAGCCCGCGCGAUGUCGAUUCCGGCAAGGAAAGCCCGCGGGAAUCGGACAAGGAGGAGGAGAGCGAGAAGAAAGCAUCGAAACUGGCCACCGAACAGCAGCAGCAGCAGUCGCAGCAGCAGAAUGAAGACUCACAGAAUGACGCAGAAACACCGAUGGAAGAAGGGUACGAGGAGCAGCAACAGAAGGCAAACAAGAGCAACGGUUCCUCGACCAAGGACGAUGACGACGACUCGGACCGGGAGGAGGAGAAGGACGAUCGGCGCAGCUCGGACCGCGGCUCGGACGAUGGCUCGGAGCAGGGCUCGGAUCGUGGCUCGGAACGGGGCGGAUCGGGCCGCGGCUCCGAUCGAAGCGACAACGAGUCGGACAAGGAGAGCGAUCGGGACGAUCAUUCCGAUAAGGGCGGAAGCGACAAGGACAGCGACCGGGAAGGGUCCAACAGUGGGUCCGAGAGUGAUCGCGAUUCGGACUAGACGCAGGAGCUUGUUGGUGCGUACGUGCGUGCUGGGCUGCUGGGGUGUUGGGUGGUGCUCCAUUGUUGACAAGGUUGUUCCACAAUUCGCUGGAUUGUGACAGACCGCUAACUGACUCGCACCAGGCGACGGUCAGCCUUUUGCUCCAUUUAUUUUAACACUUUAUUUAAAUUAUAUCCAACUGCAACAUAAUUGUGUGCAACACAUUUUUCCAUCUAAUUUACCGAUUGUCCCUAAACUGAAAUGGGCUAGGGAAAAUUCAUUUAUAUCUCAUCUAGUUGACCAACGAUUCCGUGACCCGGCCCUUCAUGAUGGAUGUUUGGGCAAACGGUAUCACUUUUUUUAUAUGUGGGUACAUGUUUUUAGUCUAAUUGUUCUGUGUCUUGGUUGCACACAGCCUGUAAGCCAUUAUUAUCGUACAGUGGCCUGUCUCUGUGUUUCGCGAUGAAGCCGUUCAGUGGGAAGGUUUAUCGUGAAAUUUUAAUUGUAAAGCAACUACUCUUAUUAAGCGUCCACCAUCACGCCGUCACAACCACAAUCGAGAGAGCAUGAUCAAUAUUAAGCGCGGUUAGGCGUUGUUGGUCUCGACGCCGCCUUUGAUCGCGCAACAAUCUAUUAAAAAGAAACAAACACACAAAUGUGUAUUGCGCUGAAUGUGAACAAAUAAAGUAUAUUGAAAACACA